UCCCUUAAAAAAAAAUUAUCUUUUGAUUUAUGAAAUUUUGAUCUUGAAUUGAUGAUGCAGGUGCUCUAAAGUCUAACCUAAUGAUCUCGUGCUAUAUAUGUUGAUCAUGAUGAUAACAUUGAGAUAUAAUUUCACUCCAGCACAAACACUAAAUUUAGGCGUUUUGUAGUCCAGAGAAGGAAGCGCAUCUCGCCCAUGGCUUCCUCCGAUUCUCACCGCAACAAUGGCGAUCAAUUAGAAGAAGAGGAGGAAGAAGAAGAAUAUGAGGAAGUCGAAGAAGAAAUUGAAGAAGAAAUCGAAGUAGAAGAAGAAGAAGUCGAGGAAGAAGUAGAGGAAGAAUUCGAGGAAGAAGAAGAAUACGAAGAAGUUGAAGAAGAGGUUGAGGAAGAGGUUGAAGAAGAAGGAGAAGAGGUUAAAGAACCAGAACAAGAAGAGGUUGAAGAACCAGAAGAAGAGGUUGAAGAAGAAGAACCAGAAGAGGAGGAGGUUGAAGAUGUCGAGGAAGAAUUUGAAGAAGUUGAAGAAGAGGUUGAAGAAUUCGAGGAGGUUGAAGAGUAUGAGGAAGUUGAAGAAGAAGUAGAAGUCGAAGAAGAAGUGACAGACGAAGAAGAUGCAACAAUGGCGGAAGCCGAGGGCGAUGACGGAGAUAUAGCGGAAACUAUCAAUGCCAUAAUCGCUUCUGCAACAUCUGAUUUACCGAUUCCGAUUGAUGUCGACAAUGCGUGUAACGAUGGUAGACAAGAGCUGGAAUCCACAGGAGAUGAGGUGUGCUUGACAUCGGGACGUACAAGUGCUGUUAAGUCCGAAGCAAGUAUUAUACGUGGUAUCCAUGAUGGAAGAUGUUCCUCACCUGAAGUGCAGAAUGGGGAUGGAAAGGAGAUCUGUACUAUACAUGUUGGAAGUUCUGAAUCUCUGAAAUCACAUGAAUAUAUCGCUGGCUCUUCUAAUAAUGGAGUUGAUACUGUGAAAGAUAAGCAGGGCCUUCUGGAACAAGGAAUUUUAGUUUCUGCUGCAGAAGAAUAUGUUUCUGCUCCUGAUGCUGGGUGUGAUCAGCUGGGCAAGAUGGAGACAUCUGAUGUUGAGGAGUCCAGGAACCUUCUAGAGAAGGCAGAUCUUCAUUUUCCUUCAAGACAAGACAUAGGUGAAAAGGAAUCAAGAUCUUGUGUUCCCCAAGUGAGGCCAAGGAGCUUGUUACCUGAGGAUGAAAGUGAGGAUGGAAAUAAACGACCUGCAAUUAUUUGUGAAUAUUUCACUAAAGGUUGGUGCAUCAAAGGGGGUUCAUGUAGAUUUCUUCACAAGAGAGACCAUGUAGAUAAUGCUACACAAGUAGCGGAAGAUGUACCGCACACCAAAGGUGAGCUUUGGCCUGAGAAAGGUUCUGAAGAGAAUGCUACUGCUGAUGCUUCAGAUUUGCUUGCUUACAACCCACCAUUUUCUGUGGUGGAGAAUAUCAAUGAUUACUUGCGCAAUUCAACUGCAGGAAAAGAUAUUCGAAAAGAGCAUGGAGAAGGCUUCAGGUUGCGCAAACAUGAAGACAAGGAUAAAAGUGCUUUACUUGAGAGAAUGGUUUCAUCUUCCCAUGUGUCUGCUGAUUCCCAGAAAUCCUCUUCUUGUAAAGAUGGAUCUAGGUCAAUCUCUACCCACAGGGAGGUAGAAGCAGAAAUUUUUAUAGAGAAUCGCUCAUCUAAUUAUCAUGAGGCAUCAGUUGCUGAAGGUGGUUCUAUGCUGCAGCAUAAUUUAUCUUUUGGGAGUCGAUCUUCAUCUAGGGAAUUGGGAGUAUUUUCGAGUGCAGAUUCCAUUGUGAAGCUUGUGGAGGAAUCUGCUGCUUUGCGAAGGCGCUAUUCCCUAGAUGUGCAGAGCACUGUGCCAUUUUACAAUAUCUCUAGCUGGAAAAGCUCUUCUUUACUGCGUGAUUCUGCCUUUUUCUCAGGAUCUGAUUCAGGAAAAUUUUCUGAUGUGCGUUAUGCAGAGGAUAAACUAAUCUUUAAGUAUAAGACGACGUUUACUCCUUAUAACUGGGAGCCAUCUGUACCUUUUCGGUCCUCGUAUCUAUUUCCUCCUGGAAAAAGAUCAUCAGAUGUUCAAUAUGAUCCUUUUCGUGAUUGCAUUGAGCAACCUGAUGUUGGACGUGCGCGCUUUAGGCAUUCGUCUUAUGAUCAAACUCAAGAUGUUCAAAGCACGUCUGGAAGGAAUUCUCUUGAGUUGCAUAAAGGAUUACAGAUUGGUACUUGGGAUAAGAACUAUAAUGUCCAUGAUAAAGUUGCCCCUGUAGCUGAAGCAGAAUCUGCUGCAACUUCUGCCAGUGAUGCUCAAAAUAUGAACCUGACUGAAGAGGAGAAUCCUAUGGUUCCUGGCAGUGUCAAAGCUAUACUUAAAGCAAGUAGAAGUGUCAAUGAUAGUAAACAGAGUGACUUGGUGAGACAUGGAGACCGGAAGGUAGAGAAAGGCGAGCAACUCAAUGAAUUAGCAGAUGAAGAAUCUAAGGCAAUAAAGUAUUUUCGUGCAUCUCUUAUAGAAUUUGUGAAGGAGUUAAUGAAACCGAUAUGGCAUGAAGGUCGCCUGUCUAAGGAUGUAUAUAAAGUAAUAGUUCAAAAAGCCGAGGACAAGAUUUUGAGUACUUUACAGCCAAAUCAAGUUCCAAAUUCUUCAGAGUCCAUUAAGCAAUAUUUGUCUUCAUCUCAGCCUAAAAUUUUAAAGCUUAUUCAGGCUUAUGUUGACAAAUAUGGCAGAUUUUAGAAGCAAAAGAUGGUUCCUAGUUGCUGUACAGUUUUGUUAAUCGCUGAGAGUUAUAUAUGGCUCUCAUGGAGUUACAUAAUGUAACUCGAACCAUAAUUGUCUAAUUUAUGGUGUUAGUUUUUGUAUAGGGUAUCCUCUAGGAUUGCACAUUUAAUGGAUUAGACUUUCUUUGGUGCAAAAUGAUUAUGCCCCUCAUUAUUGGGUGUUAGCACUUUUUCAAUGACAUUUUUUGUUUCAUUAGAA
Messenger RNA from Beta vulgaris subsp. vulgaris (sugar beet), 2979 nucleotides. RefSeq lists its product as uncharacterized. The transcript is spliced from 5 exons. Lineage: Eukaryota; Viridiplantae; Streptophyta; Magnoliopsida; Caryophyllales; Amaranthaceae. The coding region runs from base 196 to 2736 and encodes 846 amino acids. The record is from RefSeq and is a predicted model, not a curated record. Gene Ontology annotation, molecular function: metal ion binding.